Arachis duranensis is the source of this 2450-nucleotide messenger RNA. RefSeq names its product CRAL-TRIO domain-containing protein C3H8.02. The transcript has 7 exons. Bases 1233 to 1748 code for a protein of 171 amino acids. NCBI's taxonomy places the organism in Eukaryota, Viridiplantae, Streptophyta, Magnoliopsida, Fabales, Fabaceae. The record is from RefSeq and is a predicted model, not a curated record.
CCCUAUAACGAUGCCGUUUUCAUCCCCCUUCCAACCUCGACGGUGCUCUGUAUAGAAUGCACGAAUCGAAUUAUAUAUGGUACUCUCUUUAUUGAUAGUGAAGUGCGAUAAUGAGAAUGGUACAAUGAGAUAACAGUAAAAGUGGAAUUUUGGUUUACAUUCGUAGUAAUAUUUCUAUGUUAGAAUAUAAUAGGUAUUUUAUUUUCAAAACUUAAUUUAAUAUUGGAAGUAUUGAUUCGGUCCAAGAAGAGUUAAUCGGGACCCGGCCAGUGUACUCUAAACACACCGUUUUGAUAUUGAGAAACCAGUCUCUCUCUCCCCUUCCAAGCUUUCACCAUGCCAUUCUUCCUUGAAAACCCUGGUCUUCUUUCAAAGUUCUUCCCCAUUCUUCCUUGAAAACCUAGUCUCCAUCGCUCCGCCGUUGGUCUCACCGUCGCCGCCUGGUUCGUUGUGGUCGUUCGCCAAUCCUCCUGGUCCGCCGUGCUCGAAGGCCCUCCCGUUCCCCGAACGCCAGCGUCUCCAGGUUCUGCUCCGCGGUCGUCCGUCCGUCGUGUUCGUCGCCAGCUCCCCGUCGACCGUCGCCAGCUCGCCAGUGUUCGUCGCCAGCUUCCCGUCGUCCGUCGCUCUCCCUCAAAUCUCUGGUCACUGCACUCGCCGAAGUUAUUCGAGUUGAAUUACGGUUGAAUCGGUUGGACCAAAAAACCAAUAAAUCAGUGACUUGAGCGGUUCGAUGACCGGUCCAGUUUUCAAAACCUUGGUCAAACUCCAACAGCUGCAAGAUAGGUUCAGGUCUUGAGGAGGUUGCAGCCAAUAAGCCAUUCAACUCCAAGGGCUCCAUCCUCCAUGUCUGGCAAGCUGGUCAGCCACACAAUUCGAGUCUCUUGCUAUUAGCUUCAUCCUAACUAACUUCCCAGCCACAAUCACCUUUUCCACAAUAAACUAUACCGCCUAGAAAAAAAAAUUCAGAAUGUUGGUGCUACGAGUUUGCCCAGCCAUGACUCUUCAUCUUCCUUAUUCCGUCGCUGGGUCAAAGCUUCCUGUAACAACCAAUCCUCAUCAUUUUUCCAAUCUCACCGUUACGCAGCUCUAACUUUCCACUCGACUUGGAUCCUAAUGAGUCUCGCAAGGUUGGGUCUGUUGAGAAUUUGUAGUUAGUUGUGGCAGUGAAGGAGAAGCUUGAGAAAGAACAUUAUAGCCUCCCUGUAGGAAAAAAUGGAAGGGAUGAUGAAGACAUGAUACUAUGGUUCCUUAAAGACCGUAAGUUCUAUGUUAAGGAAGCUGUUAAGAAGUUGACUAAAGCCAUUAAAUGGCGUAAAGACUUUAAUGUGGCGGAGCUUACCGAAGAAGCAGUUAAAGAUGUUGCUCAAACUGGAAAGGCAUAUGUACAUGACUUUCUAGAUAUCUAUGGCAGACCUGUGCUUAUGGUGGUUGCUUCAAAACAUUUUCCUGAAGCACAGGACCCCAAAGAUGAUGAAAGAUUGUGUGUUUUCUUGGUUGAGAAGGCAUUGAGUAUGCUUCCAACUGGGAAGGAGCAGAUGGUUGUAAUAGUUGAUCUCAGAGGUUUUGGAACAGAAAAUGCUGAUCUUAAAUAUUUGACAUUCUUGUUUGAUGUAUUCUAUUAUUACUAUCCCAAGAGAUUGGGUGAAGUACUAUUCGUGGAUGCUCCUUUUGUGUUUAAGCCAAUUUGGCAGAUAGCCAAACCCUUAUUAAAGUCCUAUGCUUCUCUGGUAGCAUUCGGAUGGAUUUGACGGAAUUUCGUAGCAAAAAAGAAACAAAGCGAAUGAUACUGUCAAUUCUGACCUUCUUGUACUCAAACAGAAAUAACUUGAGCUACAGAGGUCCAAUUGACGUGAUUCUAGCGGCAUUGGAAAGAUAACAUUCAGGACUUUCCAACGAUAUAUAAUAGUGAACAUUUCUUCUCCAGCAACCUCUGCCUCCUCCACAUUGAACUUGGCUCCUGCCAAGUUGAGCCAAGUUCAGCGUGGAUUUGAGAACUCCCAGGGAAGCACACGCUGCCUUCUCCACAUUGAAUUUGGGAAAAAUCAAGUUCAGCGUGGAUUCAAGGGGACACGCACCAGACUCCACUGUCUUCUCCACGCUGAAUUUGGGAAAGGCCAAGUUCAGUGUGGACUCCAAUAAUGCCAAUGGUCCCCACAUACGUCUAAGAGCUUGCACGAAUGAUUAGUUAAUUUUGAUUAAAUUUGUAUAUUAUUUUAAAAUAGAAAAAAAUAUUAUUUUAGUUUUAGGAAAUAUAUUUUAUAUUAAUUAGGAUUAGAUAUAAAAGGGAAAAGAAUCAGCCUUUUGGGAUUUUCUCUUUUUUCUACCUCAUUCCACAAAUUAUAGUUUUUACGAAUUCUAGUUUUUUCUCUGAACCAUGAGCAACUAAACCUCUACUGUUAAGGUUAAGAGCUCUGUCUAUUGUAUGGAUUGAUACUAUUAUUUUUCUAUUU